This is a messenger RNA of Suillus paluster, 639 nucleotides long. RefSeq lists its product as uncharacterized. The record is from RefSeq and is a predicted model, not a curated record. NCBI's taxonomy places the organism in Eukaryota, Fungi, Basidiomycota, Agaricomycetes, Boletales, Suillaceae. The transcript is spliced from 2 exons. The coding region runs from base 1 to 639 and encodes 212 amino acids.
AUGAAACUGUCUUAUCCGUCUUUAUCUGAAGCUAAUCAAAACGACCUUGCACUCACACUCAAGAUAGCCCGGCAUUCUUGUUGCACAACUUGUGAUUCUUGUCCUGGCUUGCGGCCCCCAGCAGGCGUUGAGGUGGUUCUAGACGAUGAUGCUCACCAAAAGUCUCUACUCGGCGAUCUAACACAAUAUGGCUCCGACGAAGAGGAUAGUACUGCGUACCUCGAAACGUGUAUAUGUGGCCACGAUGUAGCAGACCACGGUGGUCAAGUAUCUUCCUUAGGACGAGAGGAAUUUUCUCGGAGAGCACGUCUGGCAACUCAUCUUGACGAACUUUUUCAAGAGGCAGACAGGCUGCUUGACUUCAAUUAUACAGACGAAGACAUUGACUCCCUCAGGCAACAAAUGAAGAUGCCCGUCUCUAUGGUUAGCAUAGCGUCUCCUUCCAUCCGUAUGUCGUUUAUUUUGCUUCCUACGACCUCUCAACUGUUUCAGAACAAUCUUCUCCACAUGAUCGACCAUCAUCCCCAGCUUCUUCUGUACUCAGUGAUGAACCUCCGCCUUCAAAGCGUCGGCGGCUGUCUUCCUCUUCACUUAGCAAUGAAGAUGAUGAUGACGAUGAUGACGAAGACAAACCUUUAG